Pogonomyrmex barbatus (red harvester ant) is the source of this 5591-nucleotide messenger RNA. Its product is annotated as WD repeat, SAM and U-box domain-containing protein 1. Lineage: Eukaryota; Metazoa; Arthropoda; Insecta; Hymenoptera; Formicidae. Gene Ontology annotation, biological process: protein ubiquitination. The record is from RefSeq and is a predicted model, not a curated record. Gene Ontology annotation, molecular function: ubiquitin-protein transferase activity; protein binding.
UAAUAAUUAAUCUAACGCAAAUAUUAGUAUAUUGAUAAUAAAAAUAUAUAUUGCAAAUUGUUAACGCCGUCGCCUUCCUCAAACCAUAACAAAUGAUUUGUUUAAUUUAAGUGAAUCAACAAUACAGGCGUGAAAUUAUCUCGGCUACAUGAAGAGGAAAAAGAGAGAGAGAAAGAGAGACUGUUACAUUUUGCAGCAUACGCGAGCCCCGCACGCAGUUUAUAUCUCGCGUUACGCCUCUGUAAUAUCGAUCUGAGCGGCCAGUGGACAUGCGUUUAGCGCUUUUAACUUCAUUGUGACAGGUGCCCUGUCCGGGGUAUCCUGUUUGAAUCGUUUCGUCGGCACGGGAGCAUCAUGCGAUGAGUAAUCUGAACGUGAUAAAUAAUGUGACACCGCCUCGCGACGCGUGACUCUGAAUCAUCGCGGGCAAUCAUGUGCCGCUUGUUGCGUGCUUGUUGACGGAGGCAACGAGGCACCGCCGAGAUCCGUCGACACAGUGUCUGGAACAUGUGCCUUUGCUACGACUCCAACGAAAGGAUCCUCUCUCUCUCUCUCCCUCCAAGAGCACCGAUUUGUUUUCUACUUGAUUGACUCCUGAUUUACUGUUGGUCAAUAAUUUAAUGAGAGGUUCAUUGGCUUGAUAAUGGAUUAAAUAACGACGCCAUCCCACGCGAACCCUAAGAACCCCGUUAAUCUGAAAAAACAUGACUGCCAUAGGCGACGUGCAAGCCUUGCAGACUCUCGCAGUUUACACCAGCGAUGUAAACAGCGUCGACUUCGCCGGUGAUUGCAUUCUGGUAACGGGAUCCGGGGACAAACGUGUCCGAGUCUGGGAAUGGCAGCCCGGCACCGGCUACGUAGAGGCUUACUUCUCGCCUCUGAUGGGGCACAAGUAUGGCGUGACCUCGGUCAAAGUCAGCCCCCAAUCCACUAUGUUGGCCACUUCGAGCAUAGACGGCACCACGCUACUCUGGAACCUGCGAACGGGGACGAAGAUACACACUAUGGUGCAAGUAGGCGGCGAAGCGGUGAGAGUCUGCAGAUUUUCGCCGGAUUCGACGUUACUCGCGACCGCUGGUGAUAAUGGGCAAGUCUGCAUCUGGGAUCUGGUUCAUCGCAAUUUAAUCAGGUGCUUUCAAAAACAUGAGGGCGCCGUGCAAAGCCUGUCCUUUUCACCGGACUCUAGCUGGCUGAUUACCUCGUGCACGUUGGGUGUCCUAAAGCUGUUCUCCACUGCCGAACUGAUCGACACUUGUACCUCCAGCAAUCAAGACAUCGUCGAACUCGUCUCGAUCGAUGAUGCCCACGAUAUGGGAGUAGUUUGCUGCGAUUUCUCAACUUUCCAAGAAGUCACAUGUAAUGAGCCGUACACCAAACUUUAUCAGCUGGUCUCGUGCGGUAACGAUCACGAUGUGAAGUUGUGGGAAGUCACGGUGAGCCAGAAUAAAUGCGAGGCCCAACCCUCUACUGCCACUAUACAGCUUUGCAGAGUGAUGGAAAAGCACAGCAGUGCCUUAACUUGCGUCCGUUUUAGCAGCAACGGAUUAUAUAUUGCCAGCUGUGGCCUCGAUAAAACAGCAGUAAUCUGGGAGACGAGCUCAGGAAAAGUCUUGACGAUAAUUUCCGGUCACAAUAGAUACAUAGCUUGUUGCGCUUUUUCACGUGACGGGAGCUUGCUAGCGACAGGCUCUAACGAUAAAUCAGUAAUCGCGUGGGAUUUAACGGGGAAUUUAACUAUCGAUUCGGAGCUCUCAAGAAACAUCGGAACAAAGUGGUUUGUGAAUGAUCCUGAAAAGAGUACUAUGCACGAACAGGAUGUGAUGAGAAACGUCGAGACGUAUGCUAACGAAGUGAGAUUAAUUCAGAGAUUAGAGGAUCAUUAUGGAGCAGUGAACAGCGUUGCCUUCCAUGGAAACAAUCUUUUAGCCUCAGCAUCAGGUGAUAAACUGGUGCGCAUGUGGAGUGUUGAAAUGGAAGAGGAGGAUGGAGAAGAAGUGAUUAAAAUACUAGAGAAACCAUUCAGUCCACUCGACGCUCAUACCUACAGUGUAAAUUAUGUGGAAUUUAGUCCGUGCGGUUCAAUGCUCGCGUCUUGUUCUCUCGAUGGAACGACUUUACUUUGGAAUACAGAAAACGGAGAGCAAGCGAAAUCUUCUUUUGUCAAUUCUGGGACAGGCAUCCGCGUGUGUCGGUGGACACCUGACGGCAUGAAAAUUGCUACUGCCGGUGACGACGAGAAAACAACGUUAUGGGACGUGGAAAACAUGGAUCAAUUACAAUAUUAUUACAGCGUUUUCGAGGGUCAUGCUGACGCGAUAUCGGCCAUCGCAUUUACGCACGAUUCUCGAUACCUGGUGACUGCGUGCAACGAGGGCACCUGGCGUCUCUUCGAUACUCUGGAUGAAAAGAACGGUUCCGAAGCAUUAUUAGUUUGCGAUGCAAGUCAUGAUCUAGGUGUCCAAGGAUGUGACUUCAGUCCUACCCCGGGCUCUCUGAUGUGCAGUGCAUCAAGAGACACAGAUGUGAACCAACAGAUAUAUCUAUUGGCAACAUGUGGCAAUGAUUCAUUGGUUAAAUUAUGGCAUAUAAUUAUUUCAAACGAUCCGCCACCUAAUCCGGACAGUAUUGGAUCAAGCGAUAUCGGAACGCGUUACAAAGAAAAGAAAUCUUUGACCGGGCACGGUGGAAACGUAAUGUGUGUUUGUUUCUCGCCUGUUCAUGGAGAAGUUCUGGGUAGUGUCGCAACAGAUAGAACAGCUCGCAUAUGGAGUGUGUUUUCCGGAAGUUGUUUAUAUGUUCUGGAGGAUCAUGAUAGUCUUGUUACGUCCUGUGCGUUUUCCGAAGAUACAUCAUUCUUUGUUACAGGCGCGUUGGACAAAACCGUUUUGAUUUGGAAGAUACCUCAACAAUUAGUGUCACAAAAUAAUUUGAUGGAUAGUUUGAGAAACAAGAAGAAGAGGGUUACGGAUUGGAAAGUAUAUGAUACUUUGAAAUGGUUAAAUGACAUUGAAUUAUCCAGACUAUCUAGGAAGAUACUUGGUUUGGGAUUAACCGGAAGGCAUUUGCUGUCUGUAUCCGAAAACGAACUGAUAUCGCGAUUAGAAAUUGAGGAUGACAAAGAGGCAAUGGAGAUAUUGAAAAAACAAUUAUACUGGCUAAAGCGUGAGGAUUGUAAUAUUACGGAAAGUAUAGAUGAGUCUGAGAUUCCCCAUGAAUUCUUAUGUCCUAUAACACACGAAAUAAUGAAAGAACCUGUGCAAUGCUCAGAUGGAUUUACUUAUGAGAGGGCAGCUAUAAAUGAAUGGUUCCUGUGCGGAAAAUACACCAGUCCGAUGACAAAUGAGCCGCUGCACGACACUUCCUUUACCCCAAACUUUGCUCUCAGAAAUGCUAUACUCACUCUACUUCAUGGAGAAGGACCACAAUAGUAAUUGCACCUUACGCACUUAUGGAAGAACAAGAAAAAAAAGCAGAGAGCAUUAUAUGCACGUGUUGGUAAUUUAUAACACACCAUAAGCAAUUAUUCUACGGUACAUUAGACAUUUACAAUUCAAUGGUUUUAAUGCAAUAAGAUUCGUUCUCUUUACAAGAAUCGAAAGGAAUUCGAACAUCGAUCGGUAUCUGCGGACCAAUUAGAUACAUAUAAAGAUACGAAAGACUUAGUAGUGACUUUUCAUAAUUAAAAAUAAUAACCGCGAUACCGCGUAAGGACUGAAGGAAAUUACAAUUCCUGAUCUUUUAUUUGGAGGACUUUUGAAAUUGGAAUUAUUGGAGAUACGCUUAGAGAGAAAAUGUUUUAACGAUAAUUAAAAAAGGAGCAAUUGCCAAUAAUUUUAUGAAAAGCAGUACGUAUCUAAGAACCGCUACUGACUUUGAUCGAUUGCUUGGGAAGCAAUGUCUAGAGAUGAAUAUUAUCGAAAGAUUUCCAAAAAUUCGAUGAUAUAGCGCGUGUACAAUACACGUAACGAUCCAGAUACCUGAUGCAAAGCAACAAGUACAAGUUUAUAAAAAUUUAUGGACAAUCUUCGAGAUUUACGGAUAUAAUGAAUACGCUGGUCUAAAUAAUAUCAGAUAUUACAGAAUAAUCGAACGUACAUACGUAUACAUGUAGUUAGAAACAUAUCGAGAUUACACGGAUUUUAUAUCGGUUCUAGGUAUAAACGGAAGUUACAAGUUUUUUCGAACUGAGUCAAAUAUGACGUAUUUCUGUCAGUCUCCUUUGCAUCUCCAUUUAAAAUUUUUUAUAACUUGAAUAACUCGCGUUUUCUUCAAAAAUCAAAAAUUCGAUUCUGCAUCACGAAAUGAAAGAUUUACAAUUUUGUGUAAGGCGUUCUUGAUAUUAAAACUAGAACUAAUUUUGAAUUUAAGGUUGCAUUGACAGGGUUGACUUUACAUCAAAGGAAAGAUUUAGGAUUAUUUAAUAUUGAAGAAAGUGAUUUCCAUAACUUUUUGACUAUUUCUUCUUUAGAUAUUAAAUAAUUCUAAAAUGAUUUCUAUUAUGAUGCAAAGUUGCAAAUUUUUAUCUUACAGUUGUUGAAACUUUUAAGUAUUGUAUAUGAUUGAAAACCAAGUUUUCAAUUUAGGAGUUAAUGAAAAUUUUGCGCGUUAUAAACACGUUUUAGAAUGAAUAUGCUACUUAGUAGUAUAGAAAUAUUUGUGCCUAACAUAACAAGGACUUAUCAUAUUUCUCGAGAUAUUUCAAAGAAGAUAUCUCAAUUUUUUAAUCUACGACGUUAUCGCAUUUUAUCAUGUGUUUAUUUUCUGAAGCAUACUUUAUAAUAUAUAACAGAAAUAUGUUAAUAUGUAUAUACGACUUGGUGUAAUAAUAAUGUUACUUUCUAUUUGCAAACAUCAAGCAAUACAUUAAUUUUUGAUAAUUUUAUUUAUCCGUUGCAAUUGCUAAUGUUAAACAAAGAAAAUUUUCUUUUUUUGAUAUAUCAAUUGUUAUCGUUAGCAAGCACAGAAAUUGUUCGUUAUUAUUAAUUGUCGUAAAUGCUGUGGACUUUGUUAUACACUUCCUAGAUCGGCGAUAUGGAUAAUAGGUAGUUAUAAUCAUUUUAUAAUAACACGAUAUUAACUCUUACAGUAGUCUUAAGUGUUAUAAACAACAAUUACGAAAACUGUAUAUAACAGUUGACUGUAUGUAACAGACAAGAUAUACGUGUGUAUCGCUUGAAGGAACGUAAACCGUCGAUUUAUUUCUCUUUCUGAGAAAUCAGUCCAAGGUGAUUCGAAAAAAAGAACUCAGUCGUUUCUAAUUAGCGUUUACGCACAGAUUUUUACAUGAUUUCUACGAAUUUUUCAAUCACUCAUUACGAACACGAUUUUGUAAUUGUAUGUCUUCAGAUUGUCACUCAAAUUCAAAGUCUGUAUUUCUGUGAUAUAAUUGAGAAAUCGUUUGAAACUUGUGUAUCGGAAGAAUGCGGUUUUUAACAUAAUAACACAAUUGGGAAUGGCAUAUUUAGAAUCGCACUAUCAAGGAAAGUCGAAACAAACGCAAUCGAGCUUGGAGCGUUAAGCGAUUUUACAAUUGUAAGCGUGAUUUUUCUGUAUAGCUAUAUACAAAUAAUAAAACCGAUAUUAUGAUAAUA